AUGCGAACGACUUCUGUGUUUGAGGAAAGACGGUUUGACACAGCGCUGACGCACAUUGAGUUCUCAAAGAAGUGUAUUAAAAACAAAUUGUCAAUGCUGAGGCUGUACAAUAAGCGAUGGUCGGAUAAAAAAUUAUUACACCCUGGACACCUGCCCCGGACACCUGCCCCGGACAACUGCAACCCUGGACACCUGCCCCGGACAACUGCAACCCUGGACACCUGCCCCGGACAACUGCCACCAUGGACACCUGCCCCCCUAGACAACUGUCACCACACAACUGUCCCCCAGACAUCUGCCCUCAGACAUCUGUCCCCAGAACAACUGUCCCCCAGACAUCUGCCCUCAGACAACCCCAACAGCCCAAGACCUGUCCCCGUACAACUGCCCCCAAACAACCCCCCAGACAACUGCCCACCAGACAACUGCCCCCAGACAACUGCCCCACUGCCCACCAGACAACUGCCCCCAGACAACUGCCCCACAUACCGCCCACCCCAGACAACUGCCCCCAGACAACUGCCCACCAGACAACUGCCCCGACAGCAACCCAGACAACUGCCUCCUGGACAACUGCCCCCAGCCAAGACAACCCCCCAGACAACUGCCCAGACAACCCCACCAGACAACUGCCCACCAGACAACUGCCCACCAGACAACUGCCCACCAGACAACUGCCCCCAGACAACUGCCCACCAGACAACUGCCUCCUGGACAACUGUUCCCCCAGAACUGCCCCCAGACAACUGCUCCCAGACAACUGCCCACCAGACAACUGCCCACAACAGACAACAGAGACAACUGGACAACUGCCUGGAGACAACUGGACAACUGCCCCCAGACAACUGCCCCAGACAACCCCCCCACACUGCCCCUGGACAACUCCCCAGACAACUGCCUCCUGGACAACUGCCAGAAAACCGCCCCAGACUCCUGCCCAGACCCCCAACUGACCCCUCCUGGACAACUGCCCCCCCAGAACAACUGCCCCAGACAACUGCCUGA
Molecule: messenger RNA, 1005 nt
Organism: Homarus americanus (American lobster)
Lineage: Eukaryota; Metazoa; Arthropoda; Malacostraca; Decapoda; Nephropidae
Product: proline-rich receptor-like protein kinase PERK10
Exons: 2
Coding region: 1-1005 (334 amino acids)
Source: RefSeq, a predicted model, not a curated record